Caenorhabditis briggsae is the source of this 255-nucleotide messenger RNA. NCBI's taxonomy places the organism in Eukaryota, Metazoa, Nematoda, Chromadorea, Rhabditida, Rhabditidae. The coding region runs from base 1 to 255 and encodes 84 amino acids. The transcript has a single exon. The record is from RefSeq and is a predicted model, not a curated record.
AUGACUCACUUUUUUUUGGCAAAAGCUGAUUGCCUUCGCUACAAUCUUCUCCGUUACGACCCUUUCUCUGUUUCCCGCUACACCGCCAUCGUCUCUUCCUCCAACAUCUGCAUUGCCCCUCGAUCAGUCAGUUCCCAUCGUGUCAGGAUGCGCGCAUCUUUCGUUUUCGUUCUUCCGAACGCCAAUUACCAUCGUCGGAUGUCUCUCAACUUCGCGCCUGUCUCUUGGUGUCAUCCGGGAGAUUCGUGUGUCUGA